GAAAAGGGAAAAAAGAAAACAAAGAAGAGCGUUAUCUCUCUCAAUCCCUUGUGAGCUUGAUUCUUCUCUUCUGCUCACAAUGGCUUGCACCCUCGCAGAUUCAUUAUUCCUUUUCAAGGGCUCUCAUAAGAAGCCAGUUUUCAAGACAAACAUUGCUGCUGCGCAAUGCUCUCCAGCCAUGUUUAGUUUGAACUGUGAGGGGCUUAUACGGAAAGGGUUAAGGCAUCAAAGGCAUUUUGUUGGUAGGAAUAGAGUCACUGUUGUACGUGCUGUGGCAAUUCCAGUAGAACCAGUGGAAGCUGAAAGUGCUGAGUACAGAAAACAAUUAGCUGAAAACUAUGGUUUCAGCCAAAUUGGAGAACAGCUUCCAGAUGAUGUUACUUUAAAGGAUGUUAUUAAUUCCCUUCCCAAGAAGGUCUUUGAGAUUGAUGAUGUAAAAGCAUGGAAAUCUGUUUUGAUAUCUGUCACUUCCUAUGCCCUGGGGCUCUUCAUGAUUUCCAAAGCUCCCUGGUAUCUUCUUCCUCUGGCUUGGGCAUGGACUGGGACUGCAAUAACAGGGUUCUUUGUUAUAGGACAUGAUUGUGCUCACAAAUCUUUUUCAACGAACAAAUUGGUAGAAGACAUUGUCGGAACUCUGGCCUUUAUGCCACUGAUUUAUCCAUAUGAGCCAUGGCGAUUUAAGCACGACAGGCAUCAUGCAAAAACAAACAUGUUGUAUGAAGAUACUGCUUGGCACCCUGUUUGGAAGGAUGAGUUUGAAUCAUCUCCAACUUUGAGGAAAGUAAUAAUAUAUGGAUAUGGUCCUUUUCGAUGUUGGAUGUCUAUAGCACACUGGUUGAUGUGGCACUUUGAUUUGAAGAAAUUCAGACCAAAUGAAGUGAAUAGAGUGAAGAUAAGUUUAGCUUGUGUUUUUGCCUUUAUGGCAAUUGGAUGGCCAUUAAUUAUUUACAAGACUGGAAUAAUGGGAUGGAUAAAAUUCUGGCUGAUGCCAUGGUUGGGCUAUCACUUCUGGAUGAGUACUUUUACCAUGGUACAUCAUACUGCACCGCACAUACCAUUCAAAUAUUCAGAAGAGUGGAAUGCUGCACAAGCACAGCUUAAUGGAACUGUUCAUUGUGAUUACCCUAAAUGGAUUGAGAUCCUAUGUCACGAUAUUAAUGUCCAUAUUCCUCACCACAUAUCCCCGAGGAUACCAAGCUAUAAUUUAAGAGCAGCCCAUAAGUCUCUCCAAGAAAAUUGGGGACAGUAUCUGAAUGAGGCUAGUUGGAAUUGGAGAUUGAUGAAGACAAUCAUGACAGUGUGUCAUGUGUACGACAAAGGGCAAAAUUAUGUUGCCUUCGACGAACUUGCCCCUGAAGACUCUCACCCAAUUACAUUUUUGAAGGAAGCCAUGCCUGAUUAUGCCUAAUUAGGUCCACGCUGGCUUUCUUCUCAUAUGAAAUUUUUUAUGUAUCAAAUUAGGUUGGUAUGCCGUUCAAUUUCUUUUUACAUGUUCGUUCUUUGUCUAAUAGGGUUUUGUUUUUCCUAUCACGUAUAAAGAGAAAAUUGCUUGCUGCUAUCGAUAAUCAUGUUACCAAGUUGCGGAUUAUCCAAGGCCAAGCCCCAAGAAGCAUUCAUUAGGUUAAAGUAGAUGGGUAAUCUUUACAGCGAGGUUCUUGCCAGAUAUACACGUUGGGAGAACAUUGUAUUAUAUAUUUUAAUAUAUAAAGUUGUCCAACGGAUAAGAAAACACGUGGAGUUGCACAGUGGUUUGAGCGCAAUGAAUUAUGCUGAGUACUGCCAAUAUUAUUGCUGGGUAUUUUUUUUUC
Abrus precatorius (Indian licorice) is the source of this 1808-nucleotide messenger RNA. RefSeq names its product omega-6 fatty acid desaturase, chloroplastic. Lineage: Eukaryota; Viridiplantae; Streptophyta; Magnoliopsida; Fabales; Fabaceae. The transcript is spliced from 10 exons. The coding region runs from base 80 to 1408 and encodes 442 amino acids. Gene Ontology annotation, molecular function: oxidoreductase activity. The record is from RefSeq and is a predicted model, not a curated record. Gene Ontology annotation, biological process: lipid metabolic process.